Penicillium coprophilum is the source of this 720-nucleotide messenger RNA. RefSeq lists its product as uncharacterized. The record is from RefSeq and is a predicted model, not a curated record. The coding region runs from base 1 to 720 and encodes 239 amino acids. Lineage: Eukaryota; Fungi; Ascomycota; Eurotiomycetes; Eurotiales; Aspergillaceae. The transcript has a single exon.
AUGUGCCAUUCAGUUACCUGGUACUUUGCCAUAUGCCAGCACCAAGACCCGGAUGCAACAUCCCUGAUUGCGUGCCACGAAGCCUACAAAAAGGGUUACGAGUGUACCGAAGAGCACCAAGGCACAACCCCUCUCCCCCUUGAAGGGAGUUGUCUGCAAUGCAGACUUGAUCGGCUAAUGCUACGUCGAUCUACCUUCCGCGAAUUGCGGAGACAGGGUCGUUGGUCUGCAAUAUGCGACGCGCUCCAAUAUAACGACGAAGACAAUUGGAGCAUAAGCGAGAGCGAUGCUGAGGAACUUGAAAUGGAAACGCGGAACUCUCAGUCUCCUAGUUUGACUCGUAGGGCUGAGAGCCAGGAGACUCGUGCUUCAUUCCAUAUGGGUCCGUGCAUACCGACCCUAAUGCAAUCAUCCUCGCCUCACUUACCUCAUGUACCUGUAGUUGAAUAUGCUGAUGAUUCUGCAGGUCAUGAAGAGCAGUCUAGAUUCGAGCCUUUGCAGGACGACCUCCAGCGCCAGACGAAGCGAAGCUGGCGGUCUCGAAUUCCACUUCCUACUAGGCCGGUGCAUAACCAGCAGAAUCGUACAUAUCUGGCGUUUAUCGCCGAUGACAAUAUUUCAGUAAUAGAGCCUCUGCUUCGAACUUCUAAAAUGAAGAGAGAUCAUCGCACUUGGCGUUCUUGGAUUCCCCUUCCUGUUAGGAAGUUGUCAGGGCCAUAG